AUGCUACGCAACUGAAGGAAUACUUGACUACUUGUCGUUGGUCACAUGGCUGCAUCGCCGUUCCUAAUCAGUAAAGAUGCGGUUAAAAUGCGGUUGGCUCGAGGAGUCAUUGCUAUUUUUCGACCGUCAAAUAUCUUUUAGAGCACGUAUUUAUUUGUUGUCCAUUGCGAAACCUCUGGCAUGCAGAAGGUUGCAUGCGAGAUCUCUAAGCAAUCUCAAGCCACCUUCGCAGACCACGUGCUUACUAUCGUUUGGUAAAUUUUUCCACGAAAAAACGCACAUAGAGAUUGUGUCCAAUGCAUGAGAGCUUGCUGGUAAUGAUUUAUAUGAUUCAUUUUUGGUAGGAUUUGAACAAAAAUGUGUCAAUUUUCAUGUCAUCCAACGAUCGCAGAACCAACCGAUGAUGUGGUGUAGAAGAACAUAUAUUUUUUGUUGAAGUUAAUUUCUAUUCCAGUUAUUAAAAGUUGAAUGUGUGUGACCUUUUAACCAAGUAACUAUCCAGGAUGUUGUGAAAGAUGAUAAAUGAUUAAUCAACUGACAUUUGAGAACACGCUACUAUAAAACCACCAUAAGCGAUAUGAAACGUUAAUGGAAAAGGUCGUAUUUACAUUAACAGCCUUACUUUCCCUAAAAUUUGAGAUAAAUCGGCACAAAUAAAAUAGCUCGCUAAGCGACCGAUAAGGCAACGACCGCAUAAUUUUGCAUACGUUAUCACACUUUUUGAGACCACAUCCGAACCGACCGUUACAUGCAUGAGAAUAGAACAGAUCACUAAACAGAUAAUCAACUAAAAACGCGGAACUAUAAAAGGAAGCUACAUACGCCGCUGCUUGCUCAGUAUCAUUCCUCAAAAUCAUUGUACUAAUUGAUUCUAGCUGACCAUGGACGUUAAUAAAGUGUUCUUGUGCUUUGUGGUAGUUUUGUUUUCUGCACCGAAAGUGCGCGGUAACAACCAAAAUGCCACAAAUUCUUCGCUCACCGGGUACGACUACAAAAUCAUAACGGCGAAGCUGGAAUACAUUCAGGGAAAGCUGAUCGAGAUGGAAUCUGCCAUGAAAAUAGAUCGAGAGGCUAUCGAACAGAAGCUGUCUGGAGCCAUCAGUCAGCUAAGCCAAACGAUUGGCCACAAUUUGACCGCGCUGCAGACACAGUCGAAUAAGAUUCUGUAUGAGCAGGCAGCUAAAGCCAAUCAAAAACGCAUGCGAAAGGCGAUCCAAACGCUAGCAUCGAACAGAGAUGUAGCUCGAUUUCUAAUCAGUUCAGCUCUGUACGCUCGAACGAUCACAUUAUCAUCGUGCAAAGAGGAGUCUUCGAAGUUAUCGGGAAAGUAUCUAAUACAAUCUGCUGAAAACGACGAACCAUUCCUGGGUUACUGUGAGCAGACUGCUUUCGGUGGUGGUUGGCUUGUGUUCCAGCAUCGCUACGACGGAUCGGUGGACUUUUAUCGUAACUGGACUGAGUACCGUGACGGGUUCGGAAGCAUGGAUGGGGAGUUCUGGCUCGGCUUGGAGAAGUUGCAUCAGAUUACUUCAGAACGAGAGCAUGAGAUGUUGGUGGAGCUAAAAGAUUUCGAUGGAAACUACAAGUACGCACGGUACGAUGAGUUCGAGAUCGGCAGUGAGGCGGAGCAAUAUUCGUUAAAGAAGCUGGGAUCGUAUACAGGAACGGCAGGAGACUCAUUGAUCCACCAUAAGGGUAUGAAAUUUUCUACUAAAGAUCGGGACAAUGAUAACAGUUCAACGACACACCUUGCUGUGUAUUGCCAGGGAGCGUGGUGGUACGAUAACAUUUGCAUUGCUAAUGUUAAUGGACUUUAUAAGAAUGGUGAAGAUAUUCAAGCUGUGGUAUGGUACACCUAUAAAUCAAGCUUUCUGGGUAUGGCAUACACAAGAAUGUUGAUUCGUGAAAUUUAACGAACAAUUGUAAAAUAUUUUAAUAAACAAAUAUUUUCACACAUCAUAUAACGAGGUCAGACUGGACAUGGUGUCGGCGUUUUCAAUG
Anopheles coluzzii is the source of this 2001-nucleotide messenger RNA. Its product is annotated as microfibril-associated glycoprotein 4-like. The transcript has a single exon. The coding region runs from base 882 to 1913 and encodes 343 amino acids. The record is from RefSeq and is a predicted model, not a curated record. Lineage: Eukaryota; Metazoa; Arthropoda; Insecta; Diptera; Culicidae.